Messenger RNA from Syngnathus typhle (broad-nosed pipefish), 2921 nucleotides. Its product is annotated as coiled-coil domain-containing protein 13-like. The record is from RefSeq and is a predicted model, not a curated record. The transcript is spliced from 11 exons. The coding region runs from base 106 to 1356 and encodes 416 amino acids. Gene Ontology annotation, biological process: non-motile cilium assembly; cytoplasmic microtubule organization. Lineage: Eukaryota; Metazoa; Chordata; Actinopteri; Syngnathiformes; Syngnathidae. Gene Ontology annotation, cellular component: centriolar satellite.
UGUUUUAAAUAAUUGGGCGGAUUUUGAGUAGUUUUAAUUUUGGGCAAAAAAAAAGUAGCUGGCUAACUACGGAAAGCGGUUAGGGUUAAUCUUAUAAACGGAACAAUGCAAAAUCAAACGUCCAACUGGCAGUUCGAAACACCACAGCAGGAGGAGGGCUGGCUGAACCAACUGAGUGAGAUGAGAGAUGAAAACGACUGUUUGUUAAAACUGCUUGCUGAAAAAGACAUUCAACUCAAACGCAUGAAGAAUAAAUUGGAUGAUGAGCGUGUGCUGGCCUUGGCGGGUGCAGCGGGCAUCGCAGGCGACAUGGCUGCUGUCAAGAUCGUGGAGUUGUCCAAGAAGAACCGAGAGUUGACAUCUGAAGUUGAGCGAGAGAAGUCUAAAUCCAAACAAAGCAGCAAUAGAAUCAAGGACCUUGACAAUCAGCUACAGGCUGCUCUGUUCUCACUAUCAGGGCAAAAGAUUGAUGUCAAUAUGCUGAAGGGGGAAAAUCCAGCGAUGAAGUCUCUGAAGGACAAAUUAUCUGCCGCCCAGCUCAAAGUCACCGAGCAUCGCAAUCAGAUUCAGUUUCUGAAGCAAGAAUUGAAACUGGCUCAGAAGGUUUUGGUGAAUGAAGUUGGAGAAGAUGCCAAUAUUCAACAGUUACUGAGCGCUGCGGGGAGCUUUCGAGGACGUGCGCAGCAGAUCCUGGCUCUCCAAUCAAGGGUGCGUGAUCUUGAGCAGCAGCUGAAGAAAGCGAUGACUCGAGGGUCAAACGUGGAAAACACGGAAGAGGAAACUUCUAAAACGUCAACUCAGGAUAAAAACAUCAACCUCAUCCGCACAAUGGAGAAAGAGAAGAAGGAAGCAUUUGAGAGGAUCUUGACCGGCUAUGAAGCCCUUCAGAAGCAACAGGAAGAUAUGAAAAAGAAGCUGGAAGCCUCCAAGGCCAGAAUCAAAUGUCUGACUGAGGAGAAGGCAGCACAGAUAUCCGCCGCCCUAAUUAAAAGCAAACACGACGACGAGCUGGUGGAAGCUCUGCUGAAGGAGAAGGCCCAGAUGAAAGAGAUGCUGAAUCAGCUCACCAAACAACUUGAGGAGCAGAACGCACAGGCCCAGUCGAACUCUGCGGCGGCUGUUGUGAGCAGCGAGCGCUCCAUCCAAGAUAUGCUCAUCCAAAAUUUGUACCAAGUUGUUGCCGACAAAGAGGACACCAUCAAGGAGUUAGAGGAAAAAAUACAGCAUCUCUCAGUCAAGAAUGUGGAAACUCAAGACGAUGUCAGCACCUCUCCACCUGCACCUGAAGAGGGCGCCAUUGACGAGAAAACAUCACCACUUUCUACCUUUGCUGUCAACGGCCCGUGGUAUUUGUAGAUCAUCCGUGAGAUCGACAGCGGACCAGCCACCAGAACUGAAAUGAAGUAUCCCGCCGGUUAUAAUGACAUCGUAUGGACUCAUCCGUGGGUGAAAUGUUGCGGAACCUAGAGGGGUAAUCGUAGGUAGAACAUGAGCUGGUGCAGCUGCAAUUGGAUCGCUGAAGCGUGGUAACAUGGCGAUGUGGCCUUUUACUCCUCCUUUCCACUUCCACCUUGACAUCUGGCUUCUCUACAGAGGCCUUUAAACUUUUGGGUCCAAGUAAGUGGGAGGGGGGGCCGUACUUAUUCCGCUAGUCAUAUUAAUGGUGUGCGCGAGAUGCUAACGUCGCUGUAGGGCUGGCCGUCGAGCCGCAGGAAAAGGGAGCCACCGAGGGCAUCGCUCGGCACGGUGACCCCGCAGCUUUAAAGCUGAGGUGAUGCGACAAGUCGAGCGCGGCUUCCUGUAGGCACCGUGACAUCGCGCGGGUUAAGUCUUCCUGCGCCAGCUCAUGUCCUUACCUUCCUAUGUCGCAUGUGACAAACUGCAGCCGGCGGUAAUUCCCUCCCUCCCACCUUCACGUUUGCUCCUUGUCCUCUUUGACCUCCUUGCACUCCUUGCCAAUGUUCCACCACCACUCGAGCGUGACGUUCUUAUGGCGCUUCAAAGCCCUUCAAAGGUCAACUGUGAUUGUUCUUUCCUUGGUUGACCUCUGUGCAAACACUUCAGUAGCAAAGUGGAGUCAUCAGUCACGAAAUGUGUUUUGUUUGCGCCACUCCAGAGCCAAAAAAGGGGACCGUAAUUAGUGCUGUAAUUGAAAGUGAUUUCUCAAAAGAUUUAAUAAGUCUGUAUUUGAAAAUGUACAAAAUGCAAGACAUCAUUUAAGACAAAAUUUUCCACUCAAUUGUACGUGAAUAAUGCCCUACCCUUGGAAUAUUUUUGGGGGAAAACUCAUGCAUAUGCAAUUAUAAAAAGAAAAAAGAUGUUCUCCGAAAUAGCCACCUUGAAAGUCGCAAGGCAAACUUUUACAAAAGAAAAAAAACAAAAUACAGAUUAAGGCUUCAAGGCCUUUUUGAACUAAUCAAGUGGGAAGCAGUGCUUGCUGUCGUCCAAUUUAAAGCACGGCAGAUUCUGAGCGCGGCUUCAAAAUACCGCAUCGUUUUUUCCGGAGCUUGGCAGAGAACACGGCGAGAAAGAAAAAAAGGCCCGUCCAUCCAUUGGUUUUCCUUCACCGCUUAUCCUCACUAUGCCACAAGACAAAAAUAUCAAGACGUCCAAUGAAGUCGGCCCUUGUGCGUGACAAACGAGGCCUGUGUCAAGACCCCCCCACCCCCCCAGCAUGCCCCGUUUUGCUCGGCUGCAGGUUAUCACUCACUGUUGCUGCUGCAGAUAGCGCCUGCUUCUUUACCGGCGAGCGUCUUGCUACCGUACUUUGCCAAAUAUGUAUCAAAAGUAGCAAUGUGCGUCAGAAAGGAUGUUGAUGGAGCAAAUAGUUGACAUGGUCCAGGGAAAAUGUUCAAACUAAAUACUUGUUUUUGUUGGGAGCCUGGCGUGUGCUGUCAAAUAAAUGAACAUGCCACAAAUCA